Molecule: messenger RNA, 753 nt
Organism: Microthlaspi erraticum
Lineage: Eukaryota; Viridiplantae; Streptophyta; Magnoliopsida; Brassicales; Brassicaceae
Source: the annotation of a GenBank genome assembly
AUGGGAUGGUUUUACACAAGGACAGGUCGAUAUACGGUUAGAUCGGGUUAUGAGAUAGCACAAAGGACUCGGGAGGAUAGUAACCCUCUGUUGUUUGGUCCGGAUACAAGGGGUCUUCAGGCUCAAGUGUGGAAAGUACAAUGUACUCAAAAAAUACAACAUUUCCUGUGGCAAUCGCUGACGGGUUGUAUAGUGGUGGGAGAUAGACUGAGAAGUCGAGGAAUGCAGAUAGAUCCCCAAUGUAUGCGGUGUGGGAUGGCACCAGAAACAGUGAAUCAUACUCUGUUUGAAUGCCCACCAGCACUACAGGUUUGGGCUUUAUCUCCAAUUCCAACGGCUCCAAUACGGUUCCCAAUAGGAAGUUUGUUUACUAAUAUGGCAUAUUUGUUUUGGGAAUUACCAAAUGAUGAUAGAAUGAGGACGUACCCUUGGUUGAUUUGGUAUAUUUGGAAAGCUCGCAAUGAUAAGGUUCUAGGGAAUGUGGAUUGGGACCCAAAUGAUAUAAUUACAAAAGCGACAGCGGAAUCAUUGACAUGGGCUAAGGCCCAGGAAAAACAAAAAACAGAGAUUCCACGAUUACAGACUCAAGUGGAAACCAUUUUAUCGGGUGACCGGUGUCAAGUGGAUGGAGCAUGGAAGGAGACCGAUUGUAGGGCUGGCCUGGGAUGGUAUCACUUCAAUCCAACUACACAGAGUAAGCUGAUGGGCUCGUGUAAUCUGAGACGGGGAAUAUCUCACUUCAGACUGAACUAG